AUGCCUGCCAAUGUUUCACUGACAAAUGGUCUCCCAUGUGCGGACUCAAAACCUUUGUUUAAACCGUUCAGUCGCCCCCGUCCCAAUGGUUGCGUCUCGUCACGUGGUGGUCAAUCGCAUUCCCAGUUUGCGCUGGGUGCGGUCCGUGCCCUGCGGUGAGCGUAAUGCUGUGGCGUACACAAACUUGAUAUUGUGAAAAAAUCUGUUUAACCGUCAUCCGACGUUUGGUACGGUCCCAUCAGUUGCAAAAUACGAAGAUUUUGCGGGAAAUGUUGCGCGUUAGUGAAGUCAAGUGUUUUCUAGUGCGUGCAGUACUGGAGCCGGAAAAUGUGACGUGAACAACCUCAGGGUAGUCUUGAGAACAGCAGAGGCGAGGCAACUUCUAAGGAUCCCAAGGCUAGUCCCCUGUCGGCACAAUCCGCCCAACAGUGCCUUCGCUUGACCGGCGCAGGUUGUGCCCUGUCGUUUAAUCACAUCACUAGCCGCGCACGAACCCGCAAAUCUGUGCUGCUAGUGCAUGACCAGACGGUCUAAUAGUGUUACCAAGGGCGGAAGCAUCUUACGUUGAUUACCGGGGAACUUCAAAACACUGAACGACGAAAUCUCGAGAUAUAUUACAUGUGGAAGUAUGCCUUCAUUUUUCAUGUACCAGUCGUCAAAAUGCUCCACGAUUGCUUCGUUUUGGAUACUCGGACUAUAGCAUGUACGCUGUCGCCCUGAUCAGUGGGCCUCCUGUUAUCAUGUAGUACCGGAGGCUCCAACGGCUGCACAGGAUGGCUCUCAUUAACACGAGAAGACCUAAACAUGUGCAAGGCUUGACGAAUGCGCCAUAAGAAAGUGGAAGCGCAAUCUUGUAAAAACCAAACCAAGUGAUGGGUUUUUUGAGUUAUACGAUAACAAUCAAAACGAGACCCUCGUGAACUAACUGCCGAUCGUUCAACGAACACAGGCAGCCGACGAAUGGAGGUUCUAUCACGCCGUCACUGGUCUCUGGUUUUGACGUUUCACCUAAUCACUGCUGAUGUUUUGUUAGCCAAAAAAGGGACGCAGCCGCGAACCUCACCGAAGGAUACCGAACCAAAGACGGUGGCCCGGAUUAGUGAAGGCUUACGGGAUCGAUUAGAUAAGGUCUGACACGGACUGUGAUAAAGGUUCUCGCCGAAAAUUUCUCCAAAAUAGGGAUACUUUUUGUAACGUUCGUCACAGCCAAUAUUUAAUUUUUUCUACUGAAAACUCGUCAGUUAUGUUUUUCGGCUAUUAAUUAUGUUAACUUAAUAAAAUAGACGUCCUUUAUGGCGCUGUUAAAUUGUUCAUUAUCCUUUAACUUUCUACGUGAUUUCCUUGUGUAGGAUAAGUUAAUGGGUAUGUAUCCUUUGUUCAGGUUCGUCUUGGUUGUUGCGCGUAGGUGCCAUUUCGGCAUUCCUUGACUUUCCGAUUACAUCCAGUCCAUAUACCGAUAGACGGCUUUUAUCUCUCCGCGUUGCAAUUAAUUGCGAGAGCUAGCCCGCCAAUUGCCAGGCAUAUGCAUCAGCCUGACUUGGGAAUGUGAGACUCCGCGUUGAAGCCAUCGGCAUCACCCAGUCAGCGUAACGCCACAUUUCACUCGCCUGAUCUUGCUGAAGUGUUAUCAUCACACCGACUUCCGCCGUUAGGAAGAGUUAGCUCGACACUUAACGAGAUCGAAAUUCUAGCUGGCCCUUAAUUCAGUUGCUCCCCGUGCGAACAUAAAGUAACUUCCGUCUAGAUUUUCGAUAAUUUACGUUUAGUCUGUUUCUACUGAGAAAAUGAUCUAUUUAUGUUGGCCCGUCAGGACGUGGCCCCAACUUUCGAUCUUCCGGCUUAUCGCGCUCGUGCACAGAGGACGGGUAGAAUGAACUGAUGUCGCAAGCACUUGUUGUAUAAAAAAGACGUCUAUCGUCCUCAUGUACCCCGUUGCGUUUUUUUCUGUUUAAUCAGUCUUACGGACACUGUCUGAACCGGUACUGUCGGAAUUAUGCAGCAAUAUUGGUCAUAUUAGAAUACGUUGACCAUAAGAUUUGAAGGGGUCAAGAAAGUCGAUUCUUCUGCAGAACUGUGCAUCACGAACUACUUAUUUUCAUGUACACUUGUUUGCAUCCCAUUCCAGCCCUGGAUACUUGUACUUGUAUUUGGUAUGGUUGUGUUCAUAGCCGUGUCGCAGUCUGAUGGCGGAUCUCUUCUCCGGCGACAGACACCAAGUACCCAAUGUCCAAAAACCACCUCCAUGUCUUGAUGGGUGGUGUUGAACCAGUUUUUGACUCCGAGAUAGUCCGCGCUCGCUGCGACAACAUCGCGAGGAUAACUCGGGCCAUCCAAGAAAGACGACUGAGGUGGUUCGGGCAUGUUCUUCGUCGCCCACCUCAGGAGGUCCGUGUUACUGCCCUCGAUCCGGCACCGUUGCCCCAUUGGAGGCGUCGAAGAGGGGGUCAGUUCAAAACCUGGCUCGACACUGCCCGUCAAGACAUGGAGGUGGUUCUUGGACCUUCGGUAUUCGGUCUCCGUCGUUGGCGAAGGGAAUGGGUUGAGCUGUCUAGAUCUGCUGCCGCGGAUCGUCACGCGUGGAGAGGUACAAUUCGGGACAUCAUCGAGGCCGGCUAGAUCAGGCAUGAUCGCAGCCGUAUCAAGUACAAGUAAGUACAAGUUCGACACCUCAAGGCGGGCGACGGAGUCGGAUAUAAAACAGACGUACUAAACGCAUGGGAGGAGGGACGAAGAAUGUAGGGAAGCCAUCCCGCUUCCUUUUGAAUGUCUGAUAUAUUCUCGUGAUGUCCUCUGAGUUCGGACUGCCUACGUUGAAACGAAGUCGGUAUACCUCUAAGGAUGGUUCUCAGACAACGGUGACCAGAUCUUUAGUUUUCGUUUGCUUUUCACAGUCUGGUAAUCACAACCGCACAGGAAAGCCGGCUGGGUGCAUUUUCGGUGCACGCAGAAUUUUGUAACAAUUAUGUUAUCGCGAUAGGCCAACCUACUCAUUCAAGUGCUGACGAAAUCGCUGUGAGCAGCAUGAUGUCAUGAUGUCCAUUUCCAGUCCGUUCGGUCACGGCUUCGCUCCGACGUACUUGGAAGUGGCAACUUCUUGAGGCUGACGGACUUUUAUUUCGAAGGGCGCCUUCUAGUCAAACAAUUCUGUCUUAGCCGGAGCCAAGUGGGUGAGGGAGGGUGCGGCUGAUGCCGCACAAGUCCUUGUCCUGCGCCCAACACGCGGUAGACAUCGUUCGAGACUCUAGCCGUCUGUCAAACAGUUCUUGAGCACCUUAGCCUCCCCAGGGUUGGUGAGUAGGCUUAUUGAUCUAACGACUCUAUUCACCCGCGGCAUCAGAGUAGUUAGGAUCAGUCGGUCGGUGUUCUUGUGCAAGUUGAACGCCGUCAAGACCGUACAGAACCCUCAUAAGUGAUGAAAGGCAAUGCUAAGACGAAUGUGGAAUCGGUUCACUCCUCCAUUUUUGGGUUUGGUGACUGCAAUGGUCGCGUUUUUUCGUCUUUAAUCACCACCUACUCCACAGUCCUUACCAAGCGAAGGACAGGAGGUUCUUAACGUACGAUAGUGCUUGAUCGCAUCCAUGACGUGUGUGCUGCUGUUCCAUCUCCUAGCUUCCAUCUGGCAGUUGCUGACGGGACUGCAGACAUGGUUAAACGGAGGGUUCGCCGUGCUCGUCUUGGUAGGCCCCGCUUUUGUAUGGCUUAACUGUAGAAAAAAACUAGAGAAAGAGGAGCGCAAAUAUGACCAAGGGGAUUCGAAAUCAUCCCCCAUGCUCUCACUAAAACGUCAGUUUAAACGUGAUAAGCGCAAGGACAGGAAGGCCAAACUGAAGGAAGGAAAGUUGAAUUUCAAGCAGAUUUGUCAAGACUUCGUCAAGGCGGACCAACCAGAGAAGCCAUCAUUGCAGCUUCCACAGUCACUGCCAAUGGCGAGGGUUUCUGAAGCAACUUUGGCUUAUGUCAGCAGCUUUGUGAAUACGUGAGCUGUCUGUUCUCUGAUUUCCUCCUAGGCUCCUAGAUAUUUUUGAGAAUCAGGCUUCCUUGCAUCGAGUACGUGAAGUGUAUUGCGAUGAGGUCACGGUCACGUUCCAAGCUGCACCUUACAUUUUGAAGAAGGCAAUUACCAGCGACCUGCCUAACCGACAGACGCGAAAGCAUUACACUCGUGAUGACAUGCUGAUGUACCUACUAGUUUCAUCCAGUCUCCUCAAAGGCUCGUGGCCGUUACCGUCGUGGGCAUGGGCUGUCGACUGUCAGACCGGUGAAAAAAACUUGGACAAAAAACGCAGGAAGGAGCUACGUUCACUCCAGAAGUUCCAGUCGGAGAAUGAAGGACGAAUUAAAAAGUCCAUCCGGAAGAGAAGAUUUACUUCAAUCAGUGAAUUUCAAGGCACCCACUCCACCCAAUUUUUUGCUGCUAACCCAUGGGAGAUUCAACAACUGUACGCACGGAUCCCCCGGCUCAUAGCAAUACGUGAUGACUCGACCACUACCAUCGACAUUGUUGAGUCCAGUGUAAGUUAUUCUGACCGUCUUCUCACUCCUUGAAGCCGUACGCCGUGUUCUUUAGGUUGAAAACACUUGCCCUGGAAAUACCGUUACCCAUGCCCAAUAAGGUAACCCAGAUCCCCCAGGUACCGCAUGUUCGUUGGGUUCACCGGGCAAUAAUUCUUCGGCCUCCACCUGUUGACAAAAUAUGCCACGAGGACGUUUGCGUCAUCCCCGUUUCAGAAACAGAACAAGAGGUAUGUUUUGCGUCCCCUUUAUUUCAACUGAUAUCUUUAGUAG
Molecule: messenger RNA, 4785 nt
Organism: Spirometra erinaceieuropaei
Lineage: Eukaryota; Metazoa; Platyhelminthes; Cestoda; Diphyllobothriidea; Diphyllobothriidae
Source: the annotation of a GenBank genome assembly